Messenger RNA from Trichechus manatus latirostris (Florida manatee), 5001 nucleotides. It is a transcript of the gene NFE2L2, whose product is annotated as NFE2 like bZIP transcription factor 2. Gene Ontology annotation, molecular function: DNA-binding transcription factor activity, RNA polymerase II-specific; RNA polymerase II cis-regulatory region sequence-specific DNA binding. Bases 1215 to 3038 code for a protein of 607 amino acids. The record is from RefSeq and is a predicted model, not a curated record. Gene Ontology annotation, biological process: regulation of transcription by RNA polymerase II; cellular response to oxidative stress. The transcript has 6 exons. Gene Ontology annotation, cellular component: nucleus. Lineage: Eukaryota; Metazoa; Chordata; Mammalia; Sirenia; Trichechidae.
UCAUGCAAUAUUAGGACCCAGCCAAGUUGACAAGAUAUUUUUGGGGGACACAAUUCAAUCUAUGACAUUGGACCAGAUAAUAUUUUCCCUGUCUCAUCAUCUAAGUCAUCUUAUUUCUACCUAUUUUUCAGAUGACGUUUGCAGCAGUCACAGAAAUUGUGUGGGAUCUGGGCCAUAACAUUGCUGAAUAACACAAGAUGAUCCAGAUAGUCAUUAUGAGCCCUCUUAGUAAUUUAUACUCAUAGGAGCUCUCUCAGGUCAUUGAGGUAGCGUUUUGCGGAUAAUUGCUAACAGUAUGAAUACUACCUGGUGUAGUUUGGAAGCAUUAAUAUUCCCAGUAUAUUCAUUGUAUCCUCAAGGAGUAAUUUCCAAGAUGGAAGAGAUUGGUUCAAUAGAAUUCACCUGUAAGGGAUGUGGAGGGCUCACUUUCUGUAGGCUCACACACAGCUGCACUUCCAGUAAUGUAGCUGCUAGCCACUUGUGGCUCACGACCACUUGAAAUAUGGCUAGUGUGGCAGAGAAACUGAAUUUUUAAUUUUAAACAGUUUUGACUUUAAAAACUGAAGCAGAGUAAAAUAUUUUUCUGUUAAAUACAAUUUUAUUGUUUUGACAGGACCACAUUUCAUGUUAUCGAAUCAUAUAUGCUGUUGUAGUGUGUGUUGGAUGUGUAUGUCAUUUCUCAUAGCUCAUUAAUUUAUGUUGGUUACAUGUUAAAAUAGUCUUUUGGAUAUAUUGCGUUAAAUAUAUUGUUAAAAUUAAUUUCACCUUUUUUUUAAUGAGUACUAAAUUAUUUAAAAGUACGUACAUGGCUCAGGUUAUAUUUCUAGUAGAGAGUGCUGCUUUAGAGAGCAUAUAUAUCUUCAGUUAGCUGAAAUUAGUCAGUUUUUUAAAAUUGACAUUAGUUUACACUUACAUUUUGGACUUCAUAGAAUUAGAGGCAGGGACUUUCAGGGUCACCUAACCCAACCGCAACCUUUUGCAGGGGAAGAAACUGAGGUAGAAGUCACUGUAAAACGAUGUGACCUAUAAUCUCAGUGUUCUGUAUAGUUUGUCACUUUGGAGCACUGGGAAUGUAGUGGGCAGCAGGGAUGAAAAGGAUUUAAACUUCUUCCACCAGAUCCAGACUGAAGAAAAUGCCUUUAAAAAGAAAUGAUCUUAGGUGAUGAGGAAAAUUUUUUGUGCUGUGACUACCAGUCAGUGGACCAUGUGAUCAGAUGUGCUGCCAGCUCUGCAUGUUAGACCGGAAGGCACAAACCAAGGACAUGGAUUUGAUUGACAUACUUUGGAGGCAAGAUAUAGAUCUUGGGGUAAGUCGUGAAGUAUUUGACUUCAGUCAGCGGCGCAAGGAGUAUGAGCUGGAAAAACAGAAAAAACUUGAAAAGGAAAGACAAGAACAACUCCAAAAGGAGCAAGAGGAAGCCUUUUUUGCUCAGCUACAACUAGAUGAAGAGACAGGUGAAUUCCUCCCAAUUCAGCCAGCCCAACACAUCCAGUCAGAAACCAGUGAAUCUGCCAGCUACUCCCAGGUUGCUCACAUUCCCAAACCAGAUGCUUUGUACUUCGAUGAUUGCAUGCAACUUUUGGCAGAGACAUUCCCGUUUGUAGAUGACAAUGAGGUUUCUUUGGCUACGUUUCAAUCACUUGUUCCCGAUAUUCCGAGCAACGUUGAGAGCCCAGUCUUCACUGCUCCUAGUCAAACUCAGUCACCUGAAACUCCUGACCUUCAGGCAACUAUUGCCCAUAUAGACGAUAUGCUGCAGGACGUUGAUCAAGUUUGGGAGGAGCUAUUAUCCAUUCCAGAAUUACAGUGUCUUAAUAUUCAAAAUGACAAGCUAGUUGAGACUAGCACUGUUGCAAGUCCAGAAACUAAACCUACAGAAAUUGGCAACAAUUAUCAUUUCUACUCGUCAAUCCCCUCACUGGAAAAAGAAGUGGGUGACUGCAGUCCACAUUUUAUCAAUGCAUUUGAGGAUUUCUUUGGCACCAUCCAACCCACAGACAACACCAACCAGUUGACAGUGAACUCAUUAAAUUCAGAUGCCACGAUAAACCCUGAUUUUGGUGAUGAAUUUUAUUCUGCUUUCAUAGCAGAGCCCAGUAUCAGCAACAGCAUGCCCUCCUCGGCUACUUUAAGCCAGUCACUUUCCGAACUUCUAAGUGGGCCCAUUGAUGUUUCUGAUCUAUCACUUUGUAAAGCUUUCAACCAAAACCACCCUGAAAGCACAGCAGAAUUCAAUGAUUCUGACUCUGGCAUUUCAUUGAACACAAGUCCCAGCAUGGCAUCACCAGAACACUCAGUGGAAUCUUCCAUCUAUGAAGAUACACCGCUUGGCUUCAGUGAUUCUGAAAUGGAAGAGAAAGAUAGUGCCCCUGAAAGUGUCAAACAGAAUGGUCCUGAAACACAGCCAUUACAGUCUUCUGGAGAUACAGUCCAACCCCUGUCACCAUCUCCAGGGCACAGUGCUUCAGUGCAUGACGCCCAGUGUGAAAACACCCCAAAGAAAGAAUUGCCUGUAAGUCCUGGUCAUCGGAAAACCUCAUUCACAAAAGACAAACAUUCAAACCGCUUGGAGGCUCAUCUCACAAGAGAUGAGCUAAGAGCAAAAGCUCUCCAUAUUCCAUUCCCUGUGGAAAAAAUCAUUAACCUCCCUGUUGAUGACUUCAGUGAAAUGAUGUCCAAGGAGCAAUUCAAUGAAGCUCAACUUGCAUUAAUUCGAGAUAUACGUAGGAGGGGUAAGAAUAAAGUGGCUGCUCAGAAUUGCAGAAAAAGAAAACUGGAAAACAUAGUAGAACUAGAGCAAGAUUUGGAUCAUUUAAAAGAUGAAAAAGAAAAAUUGCUCAAAGAAAAGGGAGAAAAUGACAAAAGCCUCCACCUACUGAAAAAACAACUCAGCACAUUGUAUCUUGAGGUCUUCAGCAUGCUACGUGAUGAAAAUGGGAAACCUUAUUCUCCUAGUGAAUACUCCCUGCAACAAACUAGAGAUGGCAACGUAUUCCUUGUUCCCAAAAGCAAGAAGCCAGAUGUUAAGAAAAACUAGAUUUGGGAAGAUGUGACCUUUUCUGAGCUAGUGGGGUUUUUUGGGUUUUUUUGUACUGUUAUACUAAAAGCUCCUACUGUGAUGUGAAAUGCAGAAAUAUACUUUAUAGGUAAUUCUAUGCAAGAUUAUAGCCAAAACUAGUGUAGAAAAUAAUAUAAAACUUCAAAAAGCAUUAAAAUAAAAGUUACCAAUAUGUUGAAUCAGUAGUUUAACUGCAAACUUAAUUUCUUAGAACACCAUUUGGGCUAGUUGUUUCUAUGUAAGUGUAAAUACUAGAAAAACUUAUUUAUACUGUUCUUAUCUCAUUUGAUACAUUCACAGAUUUAUAUGAUGAUAUGACAUCUGGCUAAAAACAAAUUGUUGCAAAACUAACCACUAUAUACUUUUUUUAAUAAAUACAUUAUGAACAAAAAAUGGCAUUUUUUAUAUUAAAUUGUUUAACUCUGGCAAAAAAAAAAUUUAAAAAGCUGGUACUAAUAAAGGAAUAUUAUAACUGUUAAAUUAGUUCUUCACGAUUCAUUUUAAUUGAGUUUAUCCACACAGUAUGUUCCACAAGACAUUUAAAUACAUUCAAGACAUUUAGUAGUUUUGCAUUUUCAUUAGUUUUAUUUGAAAAUAUAAAAGCAUUUUAUACUAAACUUACAGCGCCAGUGAUAUAUAUGUACAACAGACAUAUCUUAACCAAGAAAAUGUUAUACCUUGAUAUGAAACCAUUCAUUCAUUUAUUCACAUCAACAGAUGCAUACCUUCUGUGUACUAGGCACUGUUAACAAAGUACAGUGGGCAAAACAGAAAUCGGGGCUUCGAACCGGUUUGUUCCAGUUCAAACCCCUGCUGAGAAUUUGCUUUUCCGCUCCGUAUACUGAACCACAGUCUACAUUUUAACAAGAUCCCCGGGGUGAUUUCUUAUGUAUAAUAAAUUUUGAGAACCACUGCUCUACUAGUGGUUCUCAGAAUUGGUCCCUAACCAGCAGCAACAUUAGCAUCACCUGAGAACAAACCGGGUCAAAUCCCUGACAGAAAUACCUGCCCUCCUGGAACUUACAUUCUAGUCGAGGGGAGAUAGCAAACAUACUACAUACAGUAUGUUACAAGAGACAGGAGGAUUGGGAAGGCCAUUGAAAAAUAUUGCGAUUAGGGUUGUAGAUAGAAAAAUCUUUAUUGAGGUGGCAACAUUUCGAGGUGUGGGAAAAUAAGCCAUUCUGUUAGCCAAGAACACUGCAGACAGCAAACAAGUACAAAAGCUCUAAGGACCGUCUGACAAAGACGAUAAUGCAGCUGAAGGGAAAAUAGAGCCAGAGGGGGCACGGGUGCCAUGGCAGAGAGCCUUGUAAGACUGUUAGCUGCCCUCCAGUUUUCUACUCACAGUGACCCCAUGUGACAGAAGUGCCCCACAGAGCUUCCUAGGCUGCAGGUCCUUUAUGAGGACUUUAUAAGUGGGAAAUAUUAGAGGUGUUAAGCUGGGAUAACAUCUUACCUGGUUCUUAAUAGUUCCCUCUGGCUCGUGUUGAGAAUACUCAAAUGACAAUGCGAACAUGCUAACGGAAACCGAUUGGAAGGCUCUGCCAUAUUCACACGCUGCUCGUUUCACGGUGGUUAGCAUAGAUGGUGAAACGGCACUGGAUUCUGCAUGUGUUCGAAAGUAGAAAGGAUUUUCUGGCAGAAUGGAUGUGAAGUAGAGUGUCACGGAUUUAACCAUCUUGAACUGAAUUGCAGAGAUUGAGAAAAAUGGAUUGAGGUGGUCUAAGUGAGAUGACGUUUACUUUUGAAGUUUGAGCUCUAAAAACAUCUAAAUGCAUCAGUUGCUGCGGAGUCGAUUCUGACUCAUGUUAACCCCACAUAUAUCAGAGUAGAACUCUGCUCUAUUGCAUUUUCUAUAGCUCAUUCUUUGAAGUUAUCACCAGGCCUUUCUUCCAAAGCACCUGAGUGGACCCGAACCUCCCUUUUGGCUAACCACCCAGGG